Messenger RNA from Hermetia illucens (black soldier fly), 1260 nucleotides. It is a transcript of the gene Polr1E, whose product is annotated as DNA-directed RNA polymerase I subunit RPA49. Gene Ontology annotation, biological process: RNA polymerase I preinitiation complex assembly; transcription elongation by RNA polymerase I; nucleolar large rRNA transcription by RNA polymerase I. The transcript has 5 exons. The coding region runs from base 92 to 1240 and encodes 382 amino acids. The record is from RefSeq and is a predicted model, not a curated record. Gene Ontology annotation, cellular component: RNA polymerase I complex. Gene Ontology annotation, molecular function: DNA binding. NCBI's taxonomy places the organism in Eukaryota, Metazoa, Arthropoda, Insecta, Diptera, Stratiomyidae.
CAAUCAUUCACACGUGUUGCUUGGUUUGUUUUGGUACUGCUGACAGCUACGGACAUUAGAGCAGAUUUAAGAGGAAAACAAUCUUCUCAUCAUGUCCGAAAAAGUUCGCGUGACUGAAAUUAUAACAAAGACAAAGAAAGUAGACAAUCCCGUCAUUUUGGAUUUCCAGAAUGGCGAACUACAGCCAAACGCCGACGUUAAUUUUUUCAAAGCGAAGGAUUCUCACCAACCGAACAAAGAAAUGGCUGUCAUUACUACAAAAAAUAGUGUCUACCACGGAUAUAUAAACGAUGAUUUGUCCUCAAACCUUGUCAACAACUUCUUGGCAAUUAGAAACAAAUCAACUGGCAAAGUUCGCUUGGUUCAAGUAGACGACGUUUCACUCCUGAACGAUAUAUACCACAAACAGGAAAUCAGAUUAGGAAAUCAACUGGCCGAACAAUCCGCCCGGAGCAUGAUGAUCAAGCAGUUUGGCGGUCGCUUUGCAAACCGAGCCCUGGAACGCACUGAAAGGAUGAAAGUCAGCGUCGAUGUCGUGAAGAAUCAACUGGACAAGACGUUGGAAGAGUCAAUUGUUAACGAGGAAGAGCUUAACGUUUCCAUUGACGAAACCAAUAUCAAUAAAAUUCGGCCACCUUUCAACGCGGACGCCAAGCGAGUGGAAGAUAUUUAUAAUCUUGUUGAUAUCAUUCCAGCUGAGUUGCUCGAAAAACUGAACGAAGAGGCAAAGGCGGUGGUUGAAAACGAUCCAGAUAGCCUACCAAUUGAUUCGGAGUAUCUGAAAACGAAGCUGAACGCCGUUAAAUCUUCAGCUGCGCCAGACUCGAGCCGAAGCCUCACACAAGUGAAAAUGUUGAUUUAUAUGGAUGCGCUGCAGAAUCUUAUAAAAGGUCGCGAAAAGGAUCUGAGGAAGGCGACAUUUUCAAAUAUCACUGAAAGGGUGGAGAAUGACAUUCGCCUUCGAUUUUGUGAGCCGAAUAUGGCCUCAAUGAGAAAGACACGAUUCACGAAGGAAAAGGCAAUAUGCUAUUAUAUUGCUCUCGCGAUGCUAACAAGUGGAGAAUAUGAAAUGGAUGUGAACACGCUUUCCGCUGAAUUGUCGAUGUCCAGGCAAACAGUUAUUAAGUAUGCACAACUGGUGUACGCUAGGCCGAUCAGCAAGACUGAUUUGAUAAGUUUAAGGUUGCCCAGCAAAGUGAAAAUAGGAACUUUGUUUACAGGUAGGCGUCGAAAGCAUUAAACUGAUUUGAAAUGGAGAAA